Molecule: messenger RNA, 4784 nt
Organism: Amoebophrya sp. A25
Lineage: Eukaryota; Dinophyceae; Syndiniales; Amoebophryaceae
Source: the annotation of a GenBank genome assembly
AGCAUCAGCUGGAAUGAGCGUGAAAAUUAUGAUAUGAACAUUGAACAGUUGUAUUCAACAGUUGGCGAAGUUGAAAGAUGUAGUUUAAAUUUAAAAACUUUUUACUGUUCAAAAAAGAUGCUUUCUCGUAGAAGUUGCAGUGUAUUUGUCUCACAGCCUUGCUGCUUCUCUGUAGCAGCAGCUAAUCCAUGUGCAUAAAAAGAAGCAUUACUAGAAAUAUAAGAACAUAACUAAUUUCAUUGUUGUCGUCCACAGCACAUCGCUUGUCAUUACUUGAUUAUGUAACGUUAACAUACUCAUACACGUAAGUUUAACCUCUAUGCAAUUCUACUAGAAGAGGAUGGCGAUGGAGUUCGUGAAUUCGUUUGCUGCUGAGAAGCAGACGCGGCGUGAGCUUGGUGAGGACAUCCAGUUGAUGGAUCCGUUAUCAAACUCACCGCCACGCAAUCAUAUGCAAUCCAAUCCAAAUACUGCUUCUUUCGACAACAUUGGAGGUGGAGGAUCAUUAGAUCAUACAUCUUCAGGGUCCUCAUCUUUUGGUCUGGAUGACUCGUUUGAUCUGUCGGUUGCAGCACCAUUCGCUUCACCUCCAGGCUUUCGCAGUGGUGGGAGCUCAUCUUCGACAACACGGCGCGCGCCCUUUAGCUCGUCACCGGGAACUACAGGGAGUGCGGCAGCGAGUGCACCACCCGUGGCGCCAAGUAGUGGGCUCGCUGGAGGAAGUAGGAGCUCGUAUGCAUCUGCAACGUCUGGUGCUGUGACCGGAGGAGUCGGAGCAGCAUCUUCUUCAUCUGGUAGUUGUAGUCCUUUUCGUAACAAGAGUAACAUUCGGAGUGGAGGAGCAAACAGUUUGUCUUCACCAGGCACAGCCUCCAAGCUGGAUUUAGGUUUGGGCAAUAAUUCAGGGGGCUCCUCGCCUGACAAGGAUAAGGGGAGGCUAUUUAGUAACGGCACAGACCUAUUUGAGUGGCAGGACGGUCUGUAUGGUUCCGCUGGCGGGACUGCAGGCCAAAGGGACGAGGAGGGCGGAACUGCGUAUGAGCACCCUUACUCAAAGAAGCCACUAAAGAGCCAGGAGCUCGGUCUAGAAGAACUAGUCCUAGGCUUUGGUGUGCGGGAUUUCGGGAGCAAACCACAACAGCGGAAGUUAGUCAAGCAUUGGUUGGCGUUUCAAGUCGUGGGAUGGAUAUUUCUAGUCUUGCUCUACUGGAACGAAACUUCAAACCAAGCUCAAUUUGACACGGAGCUGAUGAAGCACUGCACUCGCGACCCGGAGUCAGGCAUAUGUCUGGGACCAGAAUGGAAAAUGGUAGUCGAGUACUCAUUUCGCCUUAAUGAAAAAGAAGCAUGUCGUUGUCGAAAUGAAAAGUAGACCAUGAGAAUGAACUUCUGUAUGAAACAUAUCUUUAUCAAAAUUUUUUUACUUUGGUAUUGAGAUGGAGCUGAAGCGACACUUUCGUAGAAGAAGUAGAUUCUCAGAGACUCAUCGCUCUUACCUCGUCAUUCUGCUGAUUCCGAAACCAUUAUAGGUUCUUUACAAGGACGUAGAAAUGGGUUUCGAUACGAUGAACACGGACCAAAGUUUCGACUUUCAAACGACGUCGAGGCCUGCGACUGCAUUAGUGGUGAUAGAUCCCUACAACCAGGAGGACGUCAAAUCGCACUCGGGUCUAUUGUAUGUUGCUGGACUUUGAACUGUAUGCAAGUUGUGUCAUUCUUGUUGUAAGUAGUUUUAUCGUGACACAAGGUGAAGGUCUCCUGGCGUUUGAACAUUUCUUGAUCAUUUCUAAGUGUCAUUCUCCUCGUUUAGUUCUAGCGAGCUCGACUUUCCUUUCUUCUAGCGAGCACGACUUCCAGAGUUGCAGAUGAGCUGAUAAAGUAGAAUUUUUGCAGAAAGGAGAUGUUGGAGGUGUUGUUAUUUAGCUGAUCCUUAAGACACAUACACAUUAUAGACACAAUUACCGUAGCGUUAGAUAACCUGAUAACCUCUGUUUUCCUACUUACUUAGAAGUCUUUCUUCAUAUACGUUCGGCCGGUUCAGAAGCAGAUAGCACGCAGCUGGCACGAAAAGAGCUUGGUAGUUCAGACGUGUACUUCCCCCCGUCCACCAAGGCACAACCAGACGCACCCACUGCCACAGGAACGCACUACCGAGUGAGGAUCGAUCGCACAAAUCCGUCACACAGCGCCGGAUGCCCACCUGCUUUAUGGCAAGCAAGAGGUGAAAGAAAAACCGAAUAUUGUCUCCGCGGUUGUACAAAAUAAGUGAUAUAAACCACUCACUGUAGUGGAAGUAGCUGCUUGGAGGCCGCUUCAGUUCCGUACCGCGCUGAUCGUUUUCAUCGUGCUUCCCCUUUCAUUUUGUAAUCCGCUUUGUAAUGGGUCUGGAGGUUUCAUGAUGGUGCAGCAGCAAGGAGCACACGCUUUCGCCGUGGAAGAUUUUAGCGACGAAGCCCAGCAAGCAGGGACCGUCUCAUGGCGCGUGACUGUGUCUCACCGACAACCACGACGCGCCACGCGGUAUCGCGUCUACGUCCAGGACGUGACGAUGAACCCAGAACAUGUAAGAAAGUUGACCGCAGAUGCAAAAUGCAGUUUCGAGGGCGCCUGGAAAAAAUUCAAUGAAAAACAUCAGGGAAAAGACGAAGAUCGGCUUCUGAUGCGAUCCGAAUACGCUACCCACUUGGGCAUAAUGAUGUCCUUGGUCUUCAUGUUAUGGAGAAGAACGAAUAUUAUCAAGUAGAUGUAGUUGAUUCAAAUGAAUGUUGGUUUUCGUUCUUUUAUUACUGAUUCUUGUUAGGACUACAUCAAGCAGCUUACGAUCAUAAGAUCUGUGGGAGCUAUGAUCAUCAUAUUACUCUGCAAGAAGUCUCAACGCCUCUAAAAACUGCGAUAGUUUACCGCAUGCAUGAGACGCAAGAGCCGAACACAAAACAAUUGACGUACGUGCAGCUUGCAAAGUUUGUUUUUUGCGAUUUUCCAGUGCAAGUUUCCUUAGUCGGCUAUUUCUUGUCCUGGUAUGAUCGCGCGGGGAUGCGGUGUCAGCUCUGCUUGUUUGAUAUGGAAACGUGUCAAGCGGACUAUAUUUUUCAUGGCGUGAACGUUUUCGUAGUGGUUUUUAUUCUGCUCUCGGCAGUGCUUACCAGUCUUUUGUUGGUCAAAUAUCAUCGAGACAAGGAGAAAGUGUACACGGAUGACGAAAUUUGCUUGAUAAAAGCGCUGCAAAUGGCAGCGGUCUGUGUGGCAAUACUGCCGUUCACCACGGGGCUGCUUAUGGUAACCAUCAGGCACUACAUGCAGCUGUAAGCAUUCACUUACUUCUUGUAUUUCAAUUUCUUGAAUAUUAUCGUACUUAGGAUACUUUGCAACAACAUGUCACUGAUUAUCUCAGGUAAUUAUCUUCCUGCGUUGUGCGCACAUAUUGACAUUCUCUUGAUUCAGAUUUUGAUAAAAACUUCCAGGUAAACCGGGAUCAGUUGUUCUUUCCGAUAAUUUGGUAUAUGGUAGCGGGGAUCCCGUGUAUAAUCGGAUGGAUGGCCGUUUCGUUCUUGGUGUGCUACCCGUUUCUCUGCAUGAUGGAGGACGAUCACACGUAUCUAUAAUUAAUACACUUAUGAUCUUCAUCGCCACAAUGUCACUGCAUGCGUUAUUCUUAAGCUUGUUAACUUCUGCGCGGUUCUCUUGCUUUAGAGCUUAUAUAUUCACCGUUGAUUCUUUCGCUUGUUUCCACCGUCGAUGUUGCAUGUUAUUUCUUCGACCAAGUAGUGGUAGUGCAGUCAGUAUGGCACCUCUCUGUCGUUCAUCCCUGAUGUCCACCGAACAAUUAUGAUGACCGCCAGGUACUACUAAUGUCAGGUAUUCUGGCCGGCGGCGUUAUCAUGGCAGACUUACUCAACAUAACCGGGGCCGUCAGCCAAUCACGCGUGGGCAGAGACAGCAGUUCGUUUAUCGCUAGUCGGCAAACCUUCAAAAAGAUGCAAAUGCUUCAAAGAAGGCAAGGAGACACAACUCGAAGAGAAAGAUUAAGAGGAUGUCAUAAGGACUUCGACGCUACAAUUCUUAGGUCACAUAUUGAUCAAUUAUACUAAGUACUUCCUGUUUGUGUUUGUGAAUCAAGGAACAUCUUCAUUAAUUAUGGCUAUUGGACACGACAUUAAGAACAAGAACAUGCAACAAAAAGAAAUUUUUUGGGCUUGGUUCACUACAUGCAUUUUCAUGAUCAACAUCUACAGCUUCAUGAUCUAGAGGCUUUUUUUUACGUACUGAAGGAAGAGGAACCCGCUAGAGCCGCCACCUCUGCUUAUAACACCAAUAAUUGGACGAGCACGAGCAGAAAGAUAUCCGGACUCACUGACAGGAUAUGGAUUUUGAGUAUGUCCUGCUUAAUGGUAAAAGGAAGCGCGAUGACAGGGUAUUUGCGAAUGGUGAAACUUCCCUAUCGCUUACAACGGCCUUGCACUGAAAAGAUUUUUGCGCUUGUUUGUUUUUUUCUGCGUGAGAAGAUGAGCUCUGACCUAGGAAUGCUUGUUGAAGAGUUGGAGUUGGUCUAUCUCCAUCACCGUUUAUUCAAUACUUUUGCUAACACAAGAAACAACAAAAUGAAGGCGAAAGAAAGCCGUUGAGUGCAUCGUGCCGUCUAUCUUUUUUGAAGUAAAAGGAAGCAGCCACGAGUGCUUCACUAUUUUUUCUUCCAUGUUGUAAUUCAACUCGGUCAAAUUUUCUAUGAUUCUUAUUUUUUUAGUUGGUUCAUCUUCAUCUCUCUCAUGUGUAAUGCGUAGCCUGGC